This is a messenger RNA of Cynara cardunculus var. scolymus (artichoke), 697 nucleotides long. Its product is annotated as classical arabinogalactan protein 5-like. Lineage: Eukaryota; Viridiplantae; Streptophyta; Magnoliopsida; Asterales; Asteraceae. The coding region runs from base 82 to 447 and encodes 121 amino acids. The record is from RefSeq and is a predicted model, not a curated record. The transcript has a single exon.
CUCUCAAAAUUCUCUCUCUCUCUCUCUCUCUCUCUCUCUCUCUCGAAUUUCAGAUUACUUUAUUGCUUGAAGAAUAUAACAAUGGCGUCUUCGACAUUUGUUAUGGUGCUGUUGUUUGCUAUGAUCGCUGGAUCUGCUCUGGCUCAGUCUCCUACCGGAUCUCCGACGGUAUCGCCGACGGCUACUCCCACUGCAUCGCCUCCUUCUUCCGUUGUCUCUCCUCCAACGAGCUCUCCUACAUCGGCACCAUCUGAGUCUCCUUUACCAGCUUCUCCACCUGCUCCUCCUCCUUCCCUUUCUCCGGAUGGUUCUCCGGCCACUUCCCCUUCUAGCUCAUCCGCUCCUACCGGAUCUCCUACUUCUUCACCUUCAAACUCCGCUAGCUUGAACACAGUCGCUUUUGGAUCUAUGGCUGUGGUUGCCUUAGCCGCUGCUUUGGUUCUGUAGAGAUCUGAUAUGUUUGAAGAGAUUUUUCAUGUUCAUUUUAUGGCUUUUGAUUCUUGUGAUACUUUUUUAGUUUAUUGAUUAUGAUUAUAAUUAUUAAUUUUUAGUAGUGGUUGUAGGUCAUUAUUGUUACUAAAAUUAUUGUAUGUCUCUUUUACUUGGUCGAGUGCAUAUGCAUAGGGUUGAUGAUUUUACUGAUCAUGUGAUGUUAUAUUUAUGGAUUCUUUUGUUACGGAGAUUGUCACUUCUUCCU